AUGUCCGAACGAGCAAUGGCCGACGCCACGCCCCAGGCGACAUUUCAGCUCGGCGAAAUCACCGCUGACAAACUAGCAGAGUACAACGGCUCUGACGCCUCCAAGCCCAUUCUCGUGUCGCUGAAGCACGUCAUCUACGACGUCACGUCAGCGAGUUCCUUCUACGGUCCCGAUGGGCCGUAUUCGAUCUUCGCAGGCAAGGACGCGAGCCGGUCGCUCGCGACCAUGACCAUGGAUGACGUCGGCGGGUCGCUGGAGGGGUUGACCGAGAAGCAGCUUAGGACGCUUGACGACUGGGUGGAGACGUUUGCACGGAAGCAGGUGCAGAGGGAAAGCGGGAGGGGUGGGGAGGGGGAGGAAAGGGGGCAGAUGGGCCAGGAAAGCGGGGAGGCGCAGGGGGGGUGCGAGAAGCAUCGAUCAGGAGUUUGUGCUUUAGACAAAAGAGCAGCGCAAGUGGCUCAGGGAAGCAAUUGA
Molecule: messenger RNA, 474 nt
Organism: Closterium sp. NIES-65
Lineage: Eukaryota; Viridiplantae; Streptophyta; Zygnematophyceae; Desmidiales; Closteriaceae
Source: the annotation of a GenBank genome assembly